Olea europaea var. sylvestris is the source of this 1307-nucleotide messenger RNA. RefSeq names its product carbonic anhydrase 2-like. Gene Ontology annotation, biological process: carbon utilization. Lineage: Eukaryota; Viridiplantae; Streptophyta; Magnoliopsida; Lamiales; Oleaceae. The transcript is spliced from 9 exons. Gene Ontology annotation, molecular function: carbonate dehydratase activity; zinc ion binding. Bases 286 to 1056 code for a protein of 256 amino acids. The record is from RefSeq and is a predicted model, not a curated record.
GUAAAAUUGAUUCAGUCCAUCACGGCCAACUAAUCACCUAGACCCUAUAUGCCGUCCUCUACAUUUUCCUUCAGUAUUCAAUUCAAUAUUUCAUGAUUAAAAGUUCAAAUAACAAUACUUUAAUCCAUUCCAUGAUCCAAAAUUAGACAUAUAAACCGUUCUCAGCCCACGCUAUAAAAUCAGCACGUCAGACAAUUUUCUUCACAAUUAACAGUGAUCCCGUGGAUUUUUCUCCAAGUUUCGUAUAAAUUCUAUCAAAAUCUUCAUAUAUUUCUGAAAGGGGAAAUGCCGAACGAAAUAUACGAGGAAGCCAUUGCAGGUCUGAACAAGCUUCUCAGUGAGAAAGGCGGGCUGGAGGUGGCAGCCGCCGAGAAGAUAAAGCAAUUGACUGCGGAGUUGGGGGGUGCUGCCGGAAAAGGGUUCGACCCGAUUGAGAGGAUCCGAACUGGGUUUGAGAUCUUUAAGAAAGAGAAAUAUGAGAAGGAUUCUGAUUUGUACGAGAAACUUAAGACAGGUCAAAGCCCUAAGUUCUUGGUCUUCGCCUGCUCUGACUCCCGAGUAUGUCCAUCCCAUAUCCUUAACUUUCAACCUGGGGAGGCAUUUAUGGUCCGUAACAUUGCCAACAUGGUUCCACCAUAUGACCCGUCGAAGUAUUCUGGAGUGGGGGCAGCCAUUGAAUAUGCAGUAUUGCAUCUGAAGGUGGAGAAUAUUCUGGUGAUUGGACACAGCUGUUGUGGAGGUAUAAAAGGACUGAUGUCCAUUCCAGAUGAUGGUACCACUCAAAGUGAUUUCAUUGAAGAUUGGGUCAAAAUUGGUAAGGCUGCCAAGGCUAAGGUGCAAGCAGAACGUGGCGAUUUGGAUUUCAAUGCACAAUGCGCGCACCUAGAGAAGGAGGCUGUUAAUAUAUCGCUUGGAAACUUAUUAACGUACCAAUUUGUGAGACAAGCAGUGGUGAACAAAACCCUUUCCUUGAAGGGCGGACAUUAUGAUUUCGUGAAGGGUUCUUUCGAGCUUUGGAAUCUCGACUAUAACCUCUCGCCUUCUUCAAUGGUAUAAGUUUUACUGAUCAUAUAGUUUAAAGGAUCGAUUUUCAUAUCUACAGUUUCUAUGAUGUAUAUGAUGUCAAGAGCAACCUCUGUGACAAAAAUAAGUUUCCUUAAACUUGUGCUGGUUUGAAAUAGGCCACGUUGUUUACUUAUAGUAUUGUAUAUUUGUAUCACACUUGUCUGUCUCUUGAGGUAUUAACACCCAAGACAACAUUUUCUUUCCACAGUAUGAAAAAUAAGCAAUUAAUUCCACUUUUCUUA